AUGGCUAGCCUUUCACGCGCAUCUCGAAUCCGGACUAACAAUAUAAACCCCAGCAUCUGCGACAUCCAAGAGAAAUUCCGCGCUCAAAUCUACGAGUUCCCCAAGCUGUACGAUUCCCUCCAAACGCGCAAGAAACCAAAAGAGCCAAAUAACCUAAACAUUACCAGCGUCUCGAUAACCGACAAAAUGCUGCAGGCAGCAUCAAUCCUGAAAAUGCCCGUGUUCGUAACAACCCAAAGCCGCAAGAAGCUCGGCAAUACCGUGUCGGAACUACAAGAGCGUCUCAACGGCCCGCACAUCCGCGCCGACGUAGACAAGACCAUCUUCUCGAUGAUAACCCCGGAGAUAGAGAAGCUGCUUCCGGCGGCCAGUGAGACGCAGCUCGAUGUGAUCAUCGUUGGACUUGAGACCCAUAUUUGUGUGACACAGACGACGCUCGAUCUUCUGGAGCGCGGACACCGGGUUUAUGUCCUCGUUGAUGGGGUAAGUAGUGUUAAUUCUGAGGAGAGGGGGGUUGCGCUUGCUAGAUUGAGAGAUGCGGGGGCUGUGAUUACGAGUAGUGAGGGUGUGCUGUUUGAGAUUGUCGGGGAUGCUGGGCAUGAAGCGUUCCGGGCUAUUAGUGGACUUGUUAAGGAGACCAAGGAGAGUACCAAGGGAGCUUUGGGCGUUUUCUCAAAAAUUUAG
Molecule: messenger RNA, 684 nt
Organism: Penicillium paradoxum
Lineage: Eukaryota; Fungi; Ascomycota; Eurotiomycetes; Eurotiales; Aspergillaceae
Exons: 2
Coding region: 1-684 (227 amino acids)
Source: RefSeq, a predicted model, not a curated record